GCUAGAGGCGCAGCGGAGCCCUGCAUCCCGCUCCGCUGAAAGAUGUGAAAAUGGCGGAGCUACAAAUGCUUCUAGAAGAGGAGAUUCCAGCGGGGCGAAGCGCUCUGCUGGACAGUUUCACCAACUUGGAAAGAGUAGCCGAGUACUGCGAAAGCAACUAUGUCCAAUCUCCAGACAAGCAGAGGGCGCUGGAGGAGACAAAGAACUACACAACCCAGUCGCUGGCCAGCGUGGCCUAUUUGAUCAACACGCUGGCCAACAAUGUGCUGCAGAUGCUCGACAUCCAGGCGUCGCAGCUGCGCCGCAUGGAGUCCUCCAUCAAUCAUAUCUCACAGACGGUGGACAUCCACAAAGAGAAAGUAGCACGGCGAGAGAUUGGCAUCCUCACCACCAACAAGAACACGUCCCGCACGCACAAGAUCAUCGCCCCGGCCAACCCGGAGAGGCCCGUCCGCUACAUCCGCAAACCCGUCGACUACAGCCUGCUGGACGACAUGGGCCACGGAGUCAAGUGGUUGCAAAGGUUUAAGGCCAGCGCUCAGAACAUGAAAACCGGGGGAGGCGCUCUUCCUCGCACCAACCCCCCCACACAGAAGCCCCCCAGCCCGCCCAUGUCGGGAAAAGGAACCCUUGGGCGCCACUCCCCCUUCCGGACGCUCGAGCCGGUGCGUCCGCCCGUUGUCCCUAACGACUACGUCUCGAGCCCGACGCGCAACAUGGCGCCCCCUCAGCAGAGCCCUGCACGCACCGCGUCCGUUAAUCAGAGGAACCGCACGUACAGCAGUGGGAGCAGCGGGGGAAGCCAUCCCAGCAGCAGUCGCAGCAGCAGCAGGGAGAACAGCGGCAGCGGAAGCGUGGGUGUGCCUAUCGCCGUGCCGACGCCAGCCCCGCCCACAGUAUUCCCAGGUUCAGCCCCUCCCCCACCCAACACAGCCAAAUCUCCCCCUAACACUGCCACCACCCCUGGGCCGCCUCCUCCUGUCCUAGACGGCCCCCAACAAGCCCCUAACCCCACCGUUGAGAUUCCACCUGUCCCCCCACCCCCUCCUCAGCUCCCUGCCUCCAUGGCCCCCACAAACACCGGCCCUGCUUCUUAUGGCAACCCCGCACAAGGUGCUCCUCAGUUCUACAGCAUGAACCGCCCAGCACAGCAGCCCCAGAACCCCCAGGUCGGGGGAUCCCUGCCGUUCCGCCGGCCGUCGUCUGUCACAGGCCAGCCCAAUGCAGCCCACCACAACCAGAGCCAGCUGAACGGAGGGCCGCAUUUUGUCCAGAACCAAGCAGGCCCACACGCGCCCCCUCCCCCAUCCAUGCAGAUCACCCCCCAGCUGCCUCUCAUGGGCUUUGUGGCCCGAGUUCAGGAGACUAUUUCAGACGUGCCGCCUCCGCCGCCACCUGCUGACGACCCGGUCUUCGAGGAGCCUACACCGCCACCUCCUCCGCCUGAGGACUACGAGGAUGACGAAGAAGAAGAGGAGUCGGCAGUGGUGGAGUACACCGACCCCUACGCCGAGGAAGACCCGCCGUGGGCCCCACGCAGCUACUUGGAGAAAGUGGUGGCCAUUUACGACUACACCCGCGACAAAGAGGACGAGCUAUCUUUCCAGGAGGGCGCCAUCAUCUACGUGAUCAAGAAGAACGACGACGGCUGGUUCGAGGGCGUGAUGAACGGGACCACGGGCCUCUUUCCCGGCAACUACGUGGAGUCCAUCAUGCACUACGCCGACUGAGCGGCCCCGCCUCGCAUCCUUUAAGCAGAGAGCGAAGCCUUGGAUCAGACGGAGCACGUUCUCCAUCCGAGCGAAGCGGUUCUAAAAGACACUACAAAAACUGGGGGUCGUUCUUUCGACAGAGUUGACGCCAUUGUAAAACAACCACUCUAGAUAUAUCUUUCCUCAUUAUGUUUCUUUCUUUCUUUGACCAAGCAGGAGUGUUACGUUAUAAAGCCACUACAUAGAUUUUUUUUUUUUUUAUGUUUACCAAUUUGCCCUUAUUUUAAACGAUAUUUAUUUGUAAGUGGAGAAAGGGCUGGAGGAAAAUGCCUUCAUUUGUAGAUUUCUCCUCAACACUCCAGAGACAACAAGAUCCUCAACAAAAGGGGGCGGGGAUUGCAGAUUUCCGGUCGGGUACCUCAGGGACGGUGCCAAAGCUGAGCAAGACAAGCACAUGGGAUGUCUUAGCGCGACAUCAGUAGGCAAACGAGUGCUUUAAAGUAGUUCUGCUUAAUUUUUGCAAAGUUAAUUUAAAAAAAAGUGUAACUUUCAGGCCUGGUUGAUUCACUCUCCUCAUUGCAAGCCGGCGUGCAAAUUGUUGAAGCGAAGGAAUCCUCAUCCAGCCCUGGAAUAACACAAAACCUUUGUAAGGCGCAACAUCUUUUCUCUUUUUUUAAUUUUUUCCAGUUACCUCUAUGGGUUUUAGCUUGCAGAGCAUCAGACUGCAUGAUUUCCUAUCGAUUACCAUCUUAAUAUUUUCAGAUAUGGUGUGGUUUGGUUUUCUAUAUUCGCCCUCUACGCAGACGACGACGUCGUAUCUCGGUCAUCUCAGACGCUUGUGCCAUAUUGAAGUGUGUGUUGCUGUUCAGAGGUUAUCUAUCACUUCAUUUGCAAUAAACUCGCCUGGUGGGGGAGGGGUAGAGAGGGUGGGGGGUGUCUUAGGGUUUGACUGGUACUGAAAUGCAAAGCUUUCUCAGCGUUUCCCGAGUUUUAAAUCAAAAAGCACAUCAAGUUUCUUAUAAAAUGGUGUAGAAAAAGAAUAUAACUGUGAGAUGUAUAAUGUCCUCACAGAGGGACUUAUUGAAUAUGAAAAGAAGCCAGCUGUUGUGUUUAAAUGGUUUUAGCGGCCAUAGUAAUGAACAAAAAAAAAAAAAAA
Cyprinodon variegatus (sheepshead minnow) is the source of this 2868-nucleotide messenger RNA. RefSeq names its product abl-interactor 2 (gene abi2). Gene Ontology annotation, cellular component: lamellipodium. NCBI's taxonomy places the organism in Eukaryota, Metazoa, Chordata, Actinopteri, Cyprinodontiformes, Cyprinodontidae. Bases 51 to 1730 code for a protein of 559 amino acids. The record is from RefSeq and is a predicted model, not a curated record. Gene Ontology annotation, molecular function: SH3 domain binding. The transcript is spliced from 12 exons.